UGGGCUGCGGGUUUCCCGGAGCAGCGUCGGGGUGCUCUCUGAGCAGGCUCCCGGGGCCAGGCUCUUCUUUAGUCACCUCCGCGAGGCUUCUUCUGGCAGCUCGGCCACGUCGGUCUGCCCGGCGCCUGCAGUGCCCCGGAGCCCUAACCCCGACUCGUAUCUCCCAGCUCCCUCGUCUGGGGCUUCACUGCUUCUGAGACAUGGUUACCGCCAUGCCUUAGUGGGAGAAGGACUCCGGGAAGCCUGCGAGGCUGCGAGGGAGAGGUUUUACCAGCCGGGACGGUCUCCUUUUCUCCGAAUUCGACCGGUGUUUCAGGGGCCCGGGCCCUGCUGCUUAGGGCAAGUCUUCCCUGUUUCGCUUCUGCACUGGGAUUUCUUUCUGUCCUGGCUUCCCCCAUCGCCGCUUUGUUUUGGCGCUUGUCUUCAUACGUCAGAGUCAUCUCUUCGGCCAGAUUGUGAGUCCUUAGGAUGUUCAGGACGUAGGUCUCUCCUUUUCUUGAAUAUCGUUCAGGGUUAUCUGUCGGUGCCUUGCGUUAAAAUAUAUACCCAGUACACAGUUCAUCUGGGAAUUUUUUGAAAUUGUUGCAUACCUCCAGAAAAGUUUACCAGUGUUUUCAAAAAGUGUUGGAGAACUCUGUGUGGUGAAGGCCAUGCCGCCCCCGGCGAAAGUUCCCCGAAAGGAGAACCUGGGGCUCCAGUGCGAGUGGGGGUCCUGCUCCUUUGUGUGCUCAGCCAUGGAGGAGUUCUGCGAGCAUGUCACUCAGCACCUGCAGCAGCACCUGCACGGCUCCGGGGAGGAGGAAGAGGAGGAGGAGGACCCACUUGAGGAGGAAUUUUCCUGCUUGUGGCAGGAGUGUGGCUUUUGUUCUAUGGACAGUUCGGCUGACCUCAUCCGCCACGUUUACUUCCACUGCUACCACACCAAGCUGAAGCAGUGGGGGCUGCAGGCCCUGCAGAGCCAGGCCAACCUCAGCCCCUGCAUCCUGGACUUCCAGAGCCGCAACAUCAUCCCCGACAUCCCUGACCACUUCCUGUGUCUGUGGGAGCACUGUGAGAGUUCCUUCGACAAUCCUGAGUGGUUCUAUCGGCACGUGGAAGCGCACAGCCUGUGCUGUGAGUACCAGGCGAUCGGCAAGGACAACCAUGUGGUGCUGUGUGGCUGGAAAGGCUGUAGCUGCACCUUCAAGGACUGCCGGAAGCUUCGAGAGCACCUCCGUAGCCAUACCCAGGAAAAGGUGGUGGCCUGCCCCACCUGUGGGGGCAUGUUUGCCAACAACACUAAGUUCUUAGAUCACAUCCGUCGCCAGACCUCUUUGGAUCAGCAGCGCUUCCAGUGCUCUCACUGCUCCAAGAGAUUUGCCACAGAGCGGCUCUUGAGGGACCAUAUGCGUAACCACGUGAAUCACUAUAAGUGCCCUCUGUGUGAUAUGACCUGUCCGCUGCCAUCCUCCCUCCGAAACCACAUGCGCUUUCGCCACAGCGAGGACCGGCCCUUCAAGUGUGACUGUUGUGACUACAGCUGCAAGAAUCUGAUUGACCUGCGGAAGCACCUGGAUACCCACAGCAAAGAGCCAGCCUACAGGUGUGAUUUUGAGAACUGCAGCUUCAGUGCGCGAUCCCUCUGCUCUAUCAAGUCCCAUUACCGAAAAGUACAUGAAGGAGACUCAGAGCCAAGGUACAAGUGUCAUGUGUGUGACAAAUGCUUCACGAGGGGCAACAACCUCACUGUGCAUCUUCGUGAGAAGCACCAGUUCAAGUGGCCCUCAGGGCACCCCCGUUUUCGGUACAAGGAGCAUGAAGACGGCUACAUGCGGCUGCAGCUGGUUCGCUACGAGAGUGUGGAGCUGACACAGCAGCUGCUUCGGCAGCCGCAAGAGGGAUCGGGCCUGGGAGCGUCGCUGAAUGAGACCAGCCUGCAGGGCAUCAUUCUCAAAGCAGUGCCGGGGGAGCCAGGACCCCAGGAGGAGGCUGAAGAGGAGGGGGAGGGCGGGAGCAGCCAGGGGACAGGCCUCCCAGCCUCUCAGGACACUCCCAGCCCCGUCAUCCAUGUGGUGAAUCAGACCAACGCCCAAGGCGAGCAAGAGAUUGUCUACUAUGUGCUGUCGGAAGCCCCGGGAGAGCCCCCCCCAGCCCCUGAGCCCCCCUCAGGGGACGUCAUGGAAAAGCUUCAGGGAAUAGCUGAGGAGCCAGAAGGGAUGGUGUGA
Messenger RNA from Mustela erminea (ermine), 2204 nucleotides. RefSeq names its product histone H4 transcription factor (gene HINFP). The transcript has 12 exons. The record is from RefSeq and is a predicted model, not a curated record. Gene Ontology annotation, biological process: regulation of transcription by RNA polymerase II; anatomical structure development. Lineage: Eukaryota; Metazoa; Chordata; Mammalia; Carnivora; Mustelidae. The coding region runs from base 651 to 2204 and encodes 517 amino acids. Gene Ontology annotation, molecular function: RNA polymerase II cis-regulatory region sequence-specific DNA binding; DNA-binding transcription factor activity, RNA polymerase II-specific.